AUGAACACCCCUCUCCUUCUAGCGUCGCUUGCAUCUGGGAUAUUAUUAACAUGUUCCUUGCUUUACCUUUCACGUAGACGUCGACGUGUACCUCUACCACCCGGGCCCAAGGGUAUUCCGCUCUUAGGGAACCUCUGGGAUGUGCCUGUAGAGUACCCAUGGGUUACCUAUGCUCGAUGGACUGCCACCUACGGCGACGUUUUCUAUUUGGAUACUCCUGGAAAUCCAACCGUCGUAAUCAACUCUGCCCAGGCAGCAGUGGAUCUGUUCGAAAAACGCUCCGGGAAUUACUCCGAUAGGCCAGAUUUCACUAUGUUACACUUGGCGGGAUGGGGAUUCGACUUCGGUUUUAUGAGAUAUUCUGACGGGUGGAGAAUGCAUCGGCGGAUGUUUCACCAAUACUUCCAGUCUCGUGCAGUUCCUGCAUAUUAUCCUGUGCAAAUGAGAUCAUCACUGGCAUUACUACAACAGCUGCAUAAAUCUCCUGAUGCUUUUGUUCGCCAUGUUCGCCAUCAUGCCGGUUCAGUCAUCAUGAAGAUCGUCUACGGAUAUGAUGCAGAUGCAGAUGGUGAUAAAUUUGUAGAGUCAGUGGAUGAGGCGCUAGAAAGUGUUCGUAUCAUUGGCAAUGUAGGGGUCUUUCUCGUCGAUUACAUACCUUGGUUGAAAUAUCUUCCACAAUGGUUGCCUGGUACAAAUUUCAUGAGCCUUGCGAAUGCCUGGAGAAAAAAAGUCGAUGACAUGAAAGAGAGACCGUUUGAAUACACUUUGGAGUCAUUGGCUGAUGGUUCUGCAUCGCCUUCAUUCGUCUCCGAAAAUCUAGCAAAGAUGAAACAGAUCCGCAUGUCGAAAUAUGAAUCGGAAGCAUACCUUGAAGUCAUCCGGAAUACAGCUGCGGUAGCCUUUAUUGCGGGCGCUGAUACCUUGUACUUUCCACAAUACUCGCUUUUCCUUCUUUACCCAGAGAUACAAAACAAGGCCCAAGCUGAACUUGACACUGUGGUCGGUCAUACCCGGCUGCCAAAUUUUGAUGACCGUCCACAGCUGCCCUAUAUUGAUGCUAUCCUGUUGGAAGCGCUGAGAUGGAAUCCUGUUGUUCCAUUGGGUGUUUCCCAUCGUAGCGUGAAAGAUGAUAUUUACAGGGGUUAUCACAUCCCCGCGGGCGCGACUAUCAUUAGUAACACUUGGGCCAUACUGCACGACGAAAAAGACUACCCCAACCCAAUGGUCUUCGAUCCCGACCGGUUCAUGCCCGAGGAUGGGAGAGAACUCCAACCUAACCCCACAGCCGCAUUUGGUUUUGGAAGACGUAUAUGUCCCGGCCGUUAUCUCGCAUUAAACACCGCAUGGAUUGCCAUCGCGUCUAUGGCAUCAGCACUGUCCUUUUCCAAGGCUGUGGAUUCUGAAAGCCGUGUCGUUGAACCUAGCGAUACCUUUACGGACGCCCACCUGAGCUUUCCCAUGCCUUUCAAAUGUACGAUCAAGGUGCGCUCAGCUCAGGCGGAAGCGGUGAUAGAUUCGGGCGAGUUGUAAAAAAUUGGAACAACCACUAAAUUACCUUCAGCUCGAGUGUCGCACGGAGAGAUAAGGGCUCUGUUCAGAGACAGUGCCAACGUAUUCGAUGAAAAUUACUGCACGGUCUGAUACUCACAUGAAAUCAGCAGAAAAGUCCGUCCCCAUGAGGCUAGGAAAAUUAAACCACUAAUUUGGCGAACCUCCACAUAAGUAGCGUAGGCAUGAGCUGGCCGUAAACCGCAGGCAAUAGCAAGCACUGUAUAAGCCCGAAGGAAAUCCGUUCCAUCGCGUUUGGUGUCUGAGCCUGUUGAAAGCGAGCAUCAGUUAUACGAUUCCAUUAAGCUUUCUUCCAUAAGUGACGCAGCUUGUGAAUCCUACCAAAUAAAAGUAGACCCACCAGGUCUGCUGGGCGCGGCUUUGCUAUGGGGCUAUUAUCCUUUAUGGCAUUAGCCUGUAACCACUGCAUUUCCAGUCUCGUUGAGCCUGAUAGAUCGCCUCAAUCCCACAAU
Molecule: messenger RNA, 2021 nt
Organism: Desarmillaria tabescens
Lineage: Eukaryota; Fungi; Basidiomycota; Agaricomycetes; Agaricales; Physalacriaceae
Product: cytochrome P450
Exons: 13
Coding region: 1-1530 (509 amino acids)
Molecular function (GO): monooxygenase activity; iron ion binding; oxidoreductase activity, acting on paired donors, with incorporation or reduction of molecular oxygen
Source: RefSeq, a predicted model, not a curated record